AUGGGUGACGACCAUUGGCUUGAUCUUGAUACAUCAAAAUAUCCAUUCCCAAAUACACUAUGGCACAUAAAGCCACCAAAAGAGAUAGCCAUCAAGGUGACUGUAAUGUUAAUUGUUGGAAUUAUUGGAAUAAUUCUCAACUCAAUCAUCCUGCACAUACUUAUUAAGAACAGAUGGUUAUGGAGCCCAAGUAAUUACCUCAUUGGUAACUUGGCACUGGUGGAUUUGAUCACUCUGUUGUUAUGUCCUUGGUUCAUGCUGGUGAGGGACUUUUAUCAACAAUACGUUUUAAAGCAUUUUGGUUGCUAUUUUGAAGGUUUUCUACAAGCAUCACUCCUUUUGACCAGUGUAGGAGCUGUAAUGUUAGUAUCAUACGACAGGCUGGCUGCUGCUGGCUUGACACCGGAUGCCCGCGUCACCAAAUCCGCUGCGAUUAAGCUCAUAGUAAUUACUUGGAUAGCUUCAAUGUUAUUGUCAUUACCAUGGAUUACCCAUAGAGAAUAUGUGGAAAGACAAUGGGCUGAUUAUUUAGAAACAUUCUGCGCGGAAGAUCCAAAGGUACUAGGGAUAUAUUGGCACUUCACACUUUUUAUAUUGGUAUGGAUACCGUUAGGUCUAAUGGUCGUAACUUACGGUGCUAUCAUGUGGCGUUUAGAGUGGAGUGCCAAGAAGCUUUCUUCAAAAGGCGCUGGGAUGGCUGUAUCGAAAGCUAAAACCAGUGCAAUGAGAAUUGCAGCGUGUGUCCUCAUAACCGCCGUUAUUUGCAGAAUACCUUAUACUGUUCUCAUAUAUUGGAGAAAUCGUCUAAGUAAUGAAGUUAAUUCUGUGGAAGGUAGUUUCGAUGCUAUGUGGUUUGCUGCCAACUAUCUUAUUUACAUGAAUUGCGCUGUAAACCCGCUGAUUUAUGGGUUCACUAACAGAAGAUUCAGAAAAGCUAUGGAUAGAACUCCUGGCAUUGCUUGGUGCAAGUUUGGAUCUUGGUGCUGUGUUUAUCCUGUGUAUAAAAGAAAACGUAUACUUGAAGUGGAUAAAAAUACAGAAAAAGUUUUUGUUAUUGAAGGCACACCUCGACCAAACAGGAAGUUGGCACACGUCAUCAAGAAUAUACUUCAUAUAAAUAAGGAAACUCUAGAUUUUAGUGUUAAAAUAGAUGAAGUUACUACAAAACCGACUAAAAUCACUCCUUUGAAAAUAUAA
Achroia grisella is the source of this 1197-nucleotide messenger RNA. It is a transcript of the gene NGR-A34, whose product is annotated as ultraviolet-sensitive opsin. The record is from RefSeq and is a predicted model, not a curated record. Gene Ontology annotation, molecular function: G protein-coupled receptor activity. Gene Ontology annotation, biological process: G protein-coupled receptor signaling pathway. Gene Ontology annotation, cellular component: membrane. The coding region runs from base 1 to 1197 and encodes 398 amino acids. The transcript is spliced from 7 exons. Lineage: Eukaryota; Metazoa; Arthropoda; Insecta; Lepidoptera; Pyralidae.